ACUUCCCUCACUUGCUUGCGUACUCACGCCUCCUCGACCACUCCCGCGGCGGAGAGCAGCAUCAAUGCAUCCUUUGCUACCAACGCGUCUACCACUCCCACUGCAGCGAUGCUCUCUGCUUCAUCCAACCAUGUCACAGAGGAGAGCAUUACAGGCGCAUCGGGUCGCGUCUAUCGAAUCGAAAAAAUCCUCCAAGACAAAGGCCAUCCACUCACCAAAGUCUAUCGCGCAAAGAGCGACGGCAUGACCAACGACUUCGUGCUGAAAGAGAUUUCGCAAGAAUGGGACGUACGUCUGGGAAUCUACGAACGCAUCGGCAACAAUUGUCCGUAUCUGCGCAACCUCGUCGAUACUAUUCCCGAACGUCAGAUGUUUGUGUUUGAGUAUCUGGAAGAUAAUUUGUUGCUUCUUGCUCGUCAAGAAGAUGAACAACCACCGGUACCUCCGUCGGCGAUGAAGUAUAUUCUAAAAUGUAUCCUGAAAGGGUUGGCGGAGUUGCAUUCGAAGGACAUCAUUCAUAAUGAUAUAAAAGCAAACAACAUCAUGAUCCAAUUCUCCUCCCGCGCGCCCGAAUGGAAAGUCGCAAAAGUCCAACUCGUCGAUCUCGAAGACGCACAUUAUACACCUCCUCCCGCUGCGCUCGGAGGCGCAUGGGUAGGGAAUAUCAUGUGGCGAAGUCCCGAAGCACAUGCCAUGGGCCCUAUUCGCAAGUCUUCGGAUAUGUGGUCUUUUGGUCUCGUGUGUCUCUACGCCAUCACCCGCGUCCUCCCCUUCGCAGUAGACAAGGCAUCCUUACCAAAAGAUGUAGAGCCACUGGCCAUCAUCAUCUCCCGCCAAAUAUCCUACUUUGUAGAGGCAGAUGAUUUCUGCGCGUUCAUCAACUAUCUCGAGCCCGAUAGUCCCUGGGUCCAAGCGUUCAUGGAGACACUGAAGGAGUUCACCAAGGGAGGCAAACCGUUCAAACCUUUUCGUAUGUGGAAGCAUUAUGAGAGGUUUGGGCAGCCGGAGAGUUUGAGAGGGUUGAUUGGGGAGAUGGUGAGGUUUGAUCCUGAUAAGAGGUUGACGGCGGAGGAGGCGUUGGGGCAUGAGUGGUUUCGGGAGGGGGAGGGGGGUUAGUUUAUUGUAUUAUAUUGUACUGUUCUUUUUUUUUUUGUGUGUGUAGGAUUAGAAGGGAGAGGGAUUGUGAAAUCUCCGCUUUGUACUGACUGACUAGCGAGGAAGG
This is a messenger RNA of Sphaerulina musiva SO2202, 1222 nucleotides long. RefSeq names its product kinase-like protein. Bases 109 to 1116 code for a protein of 335 amino acids. Gene Ontology annotation, cellular component: cytoplasm. NCBI's taxonomy places the organism in Eukaryota, Fungi, Ascomycota, Dothideomycetes, Mycosphaerellales, Mycosphaerellaceae. The transcript has 4 exons. The record is from RefSeq and is a predicted model, not a curated record. Gene Ontology annotation, biological process: protein phosphorylation. Gene Ontology annotation, molecular function: protein serine/threonine kinase activity; ATP binding.